GUCUUGUUGUGCACUAAAAGGAACUUGCAAAUAGUGUAUGUGUGCUUAGUACCUAUAAAACUUGCUUACAGUCGGGCGGCUGGUACUACAGGCGCCGCCAGUUGUUACAGAUGUCGCUGGCUCCUCUCAACCCCACCUUACUGUGCCUGGCGCUGGUCCUGCUACUGUGCCCUGUGGGCGCGCCGGUCGAGGGCGCGCGCAUCUUAGUGGCUCUGCCACUACGCGCAGUCAGCCACUUCCGGCUGCUGCAGCCGCUGUUGCGCACGCUGGCCGCCAGGGGUCACCAGCUCACCGUCAUCUCACAUUUCCCUCAGCAGCCGCCGCCACCUAAUUACACCGACAUCAGCCUCAAUCGCGGCGACUACCAAGGCCACGUUCCACCGCCUUUCCUGCCGGUGGAGGAGGCCACCCUGGUGUCCGGGGUGCGGGACUGGACGAAACUGUGGUCGGUGACGGCCGACCACUGCCGCGCCGCGUACGGCGCGCCCGCGGUGCGCCGGCUGCUCGCCUCGGCCGCCCAGUUCGACCUGCUGCUGGUGGAGGUCUUCUCCGGGGACUGCAUGGCCGGCCUCGCCCGCCGCUUCCGCGCCCCGCUGGUCGCCAUCGCUUCCUGCGUCGCCCCGCCAUGGGCCCGCGACAGGAUGGGCACCCCUGACCAUCCAGCCUACAUGGAGAACUUCUUCCUGCCGCUGGUGGCACCGCUGGGCUUCUGGGAGAGGACGGCCAACACGGCGUUCCACCUGCUGGCGAGACUGGGCAACUGGUGGCUGUCGGAGCGGGAGAUCGACGCCGUGGAGCGGGCUGCCCUGGGCAGCGGGGCGCCGGCCACCAGCCAGCUGGUCCACAGCACCGACCUGCUGCUGCUCAACAGCCACUCCAGCGUCAACCAGCCCGUGCCGCUCACGCCCGGCGUCGUCGAGGUCGGGGGUCUCCACAUACAACAGCCUAAGCCCCUGAGAAAGGAGCUGCAGCAGUUGUUCGACUCGAGCGAGCGCGGCGUGGUGUACUUCAGCAUGGGCACGCUGCUGCGCGUGGACAGCCUGCCCCGGGAGCAGCUGCGCGGAAUACUGCGGGCGUUCGCGGCGCUGCCGCAGCAGGUGCUCUGGAAGGCCGACCGCACGCUGCUGCCGCCGCUGCCGCACAACGUGCACACCUCCAACUGGCUGCCGCAGAACGACGUCCUCAACCACCCCAAGACGGUGGCGUUCAUCACGCACGGCGGGCAGCUGGGCCUGCAGGAGGCGGUGUGGGCGGGGGUGCCGCUGCUGGUGGUGCCCGUCAGGUCCGACCAGCGCUACAACGCCGCCGCCAUGAGCCGCCGCGGCGUCGCUCUCACCCUCACCGUGGGCCAGCUGACGGAGCACAGCCUGCGAGACGCUCUGGACAGGCUCGUCAACGACACCAGCUACCGAGAGCGCAUGAGGGAGCUGUCUGCGCUCUUCCGGGACCGGCCCCGGCCGCCGCUGGAGGAGGCGGUCUACUGGCUGGAGUACGUGCUGAGGCACCGGGGGGCGCCGCACCUGCGCCCCGCCUCCCUGGACCUGCCCUGGCACCAGCUCCUGCUGCUCGACGUCGCCGCACUCGCCCUGGCCGCCCUGCUGCUCGCGCUGGCGGCCGCCUACGCCUGCCUGCGCUGCCUGCGCUGCCUACUGGCGGCUCUCUGGAGGGGCGACGCAGCGCGGCGGAAGGAGGUCAAGAGUGACUGAGCGACACGCGACAGAGCUGGUCCUAAAACAUCCAGGGGCGAUGCCUUGCAUUCUAUGUGCAGUGUUACUUGCUGGUUGGACGUGUUGUGGUACAGAGAAUUAUCACCUGAGAUGUUUUCAACACCAGUUCCGAAGAACAGUUAUACUUUCGGAAAGUAUUUGGCAGGGUAACACUUUGUAAUACUGACUGACUAAGUUCCACUGACAAAUAAGUAAACUUGAAAUCUAGCCCGUCAUAUGUAUUAUGUAAGAUUUUUUCCAUGCAGCAUCAUGGUUCAUACAUUUUGUUUUUAAUUUUUUUCUCAGUAAGUACAAUCAUUACCACACCAAAUGAAAAAUAUAUUUUACAGAAUCCUUAAUCUAAAUCAGAGCGAUACGUGUCUUCGUGUGAAAACGUUGUGUAAACGUGAUAUGUCCAAGUAAAGGGUGAAAAACACUUCCUGCCUUUUACUUGAUUUCAGUUUUCUGCGAAUUAAAAAUAAAUGCUGAUCCAUAGACUACAGAAGGUAUUCUAUUCAAGAAAUCUGUGUAAUAAAUUGAGAAACAGCAAAGUCUGAAAUUUUAUGUGUUGAAACACACAAUGAAACUUAUAUCAAAAAUGUAAAAUAUGGCCGGCCACGGUGGCCGUGCAGUUGUAGGAGAUUCAGUCCGGAACCGCGAGACUCCUACAGUCGCAGGUUCGAAUCCUGCCUCGGGCAUGGAUGUGUGUGAUGUCCUUAACUUAGUUA
Schistocerca gregaria is the source of this 2434-nucleotide messenger RNA. RefSeq names its product UDP-glucosyltransferase 2-like. The transcript has 6 exons. Gene Ontology annotation, molecular function: UDP-glycosyltransferase activity. The record is from RefSeq and is a predicted model, not a curated record. Lineage: Eukaryota; Metazoa; Arthropoda; Insecta; Orthoptera; Acrididae. The coding region runs from base 111 to 1706 and encodes 531 amino acids.